Messenger RNA from Benincasa hispida (wax gourd), 1539 nucleotides. Its product is annotated as lysine histidine transporter-like 8. The record is from RefSeq and is a predicted model, not a curated record. Lineage: Eukaryota; Viridiplantae; Streptophyta; Magnoliopsida; Cucurbitales; Cucurbitaceae.
AUGGAUGAAGUAACAGAAGCUACGCCAACCGCCACCCCACGCGUCGUAGCUCCCCCGGCGCAGUUCCACUCGCCAUCUCUAACUCGGUCGCCGUUACUCGCUAGCGACGACCGAAUAGAAACGGUGAGCAAAACCCCGAAAUCGUCAAGCCCUAGACCGAGAUUCAAUAUCACUCCUAUUGGAAGUCCGAUUAGAAGAGCCCUAAACCUAACGAGGCUCGACCCGCACGACGCCUGGCUUCCAAUCACCGAGUCGAGAAAUGGCAACGCGUUCUAUGCAGCCUUCCAUACGCUCUGCUCGGGCAUUGGAAUCCAAGCCCUUGUGCUUCCCGUAGCCUUCACCAUUCUUGGAUGGGCUGGAGGAAUUAUAAGCUUGACAGUGGCUUUCAUAUGGCAACUUUAUACUUUAUAUUUGAUGGUUCAACUUCAUGAAUCUACAGAAACUGGGUUGCGAUAUAGUAGAUAUCUUCAUCUAUUUAGCGCUUCAUUUGGCAACGGGCUUUCAAGGCUAUUGGCCUUCUUCCCUAUCUUGUACCUAUCGGCGGGAACGUGUAUAGCUCUGAUAAUCAUCGGAGGCUCAACCUCAAAGACAUUCUUCCAAAUCGUCUGCGGGACUAAUUGCAACGCCAAUUACUUGACUCCGAUCGAGUGGUACUUAGUGUUCACCUGCGCCGCAGUGCUCUUGGCCCCGCUCCCCAACUUGAACUCCAUUGCAGGGGUGUCGUUGAUCGGAGCCAUCACCGCAGUCGGCUACUGCACUUUGAUAUGGGUGAUCUCCGUCGUGAAGGGAAGAUUGCCCGGCGUCUCCUAUGAUCCGGUAAAGCCCCCAGCCCAAUUGGAAAGGGCCUUUGAGGCUUUGAAUGCUCUUGGAAUCGUUGCUUUUGCUUUUAGAGGCCACAAUCUCGUCCUUGAGAUUCAGGGAACAAUGCCAUCGAGUGAAAAACACCCGUCGAGAGUGCCAAUGUGGAGAGGGGUGAAGUUUGCAUAUUCGCUCGUAGCUAUUUGUCUCUUUCCCCUCGCCAUUGGAGGCUAUUGGGUUUACGGUAAUAAGAUACCCAGAAAUGGAGGGAUGCUUACAGCUCUAUACGCCUUCCAUAGUCGCGACACGUCUCAGUUUCUCAUCGGCUUAACGAGCUUGUUAGUGAUAAUCAACGCCGUGAGCACGUUCCAAAUCUAUGGCAUGCCGAUGUUCGACUCCAUUGAAGCAUGUUACACCAAGAGGAAGAAGCAAGCAUGUCCAUGGUGGCUAAGAAUCAUCUUAAGAACGCUAUUCGGCUUUACAUGCUUUUUCGUGGCGAUAGCGAUACCGUUUCUCGGGAGCUUGGCGGGGUUGAUCGGCGGCAUUGCGCUGCCAGUGACAUUUGCUUAUCCAUGCUUCAUGUGGUUGAAGAUGAAGAAGCCCAAGAAAUAUGGAAUUGUUUGGUGGGUUAAUUGGGUGUUGGGAGUUUUGGGGAUGGGGCUUAGUUUUGCUAUGAUUGCAGCUGGGAUUUAUGUGGUUAUUAAUACAGGUGUUCAAGCAAGUUUCUUCAAGCCUCACUAA